Fonticula alba is the source of this 6418-nucleotide messenger RNA. RefSeq lists its product as hypothetical. The transcript is spliced from 3 exons. The coding region runs from base 35 to 6157 and encodes 2040 amino acids. Lineage: Eukaryota; Rotosphaerida; Fonticulaceae. The record is from RefSeq and is a predicted model, not a curated record.
CCCCCCCCCUCCCCCCUCUCCCCCUCCGUCGGAAAUGCUCUCCUCCAACAUUUUCCGCGCCGGCCAGCUGGCCUCCGCCGCUCCCAUGGAGCACGCCCGCCAGUAUGCCCGUGUUCCGUUGUCGGUGUCGAUCGCCCAGUUCGCCGAGAAGCGCCUGGCCGAGAAGGAGCGCAAGCUCGCCACUCGCAACACCCUGAUCCAGCGCACUCGCGAGAACAUCAAGCGUGACGAGGUUUCCCCCCUGCAGCCCAGUGGCAACCCCAAUGUCAUGGACCAGUCGUACUCGCUGGAGGCCUCGCGCAUGCGGCGCAAGUACCUCGUGGAGAUGCACGAGAAGCGCCUGGUCCGCGAGGCCCGGCAGCUGGAGCGUGCCAAGACCUCUCCUGAGGCCCUGGAGCGCAAGGCCCGCCGCCAGGCCGAGGUCAGUGUCCGGGCCUCCAAGCACAAGGCCCUGCUUGCCCAGCAGCGCGUGCACACGGCCACUCGCCGGGCCAUGCGCCUUGAGCGUGCCCUCGAGGUGGAGCGCUCGCGCGCCGCCGCCAGCACCAUGCUCCUGCGCUGGUUCGCCGAGGACUUCAAGCCCAUCACCCGCGAGAACAUCGACAACGUCCUGGAGCUGGCCUUCAACCACCGGGUGUCCUACAACACCUCGCUGCCGCCGCUCCAGUACCAGGUGGCUUUCGUCAAUUCCGUGCUGGCCAGCGGUCUGGACACCUUCGCCUCUACGGCCCUCGGCUAUUCGCUGCGCAACCCCGGCACCAUUCGGCCUGAUCUGCUGGAGUACGGCUACAGCCCGAUGAAGCCCCAUGCCCGGCACCUGGCCCACAGCGCCACCGGCCUGGAGCGUGUUGCCCAGGUGUUCGAUGGUGUCAUGCUGCCGACCCUGAAUCGGGUGGCUGCCCUGCCGGCUGGCGCCCAGGCGGCCGUGGUGUCUGACAUCCUGACCAACAUGAUGCUGGCCAAGUCGCCGGCCCUCUCAUCGGCGGCCAUGCUGGAGCCCUUGACCGGGCUGCUGGCCCGGCCGGAGUUCAAGCAGCUGGCUGCCGGCAAGGCCCCGGCCUCGGAGGCCGGUGCGUCUGCCACCGAGCAGUCCCUGGCCCCGGUGGCCGACAGCGUGCUCUUUGACCUGUUCAAGCGUCCGGUGGUCCUGCCGACCGACCCCCUGUCCUACCGCCCUCUGGAGUUCCUGUUCAACUCCAAGUACGCCAAGGUCCUCAACCAGCCGGUGGCUUCCAGCGGCCAGGCCACCAGCGCCGAGCUCCUCCGGGACUUGCUCUUCGCGCAUGUGGUUCACUCGGUGGAGGGGCAUCCCUUCCUGCACCGGGCCCCGGCGGCCAUUUCCGGGCAUCUUGCCCGGUCGCUGAUCCAGCGCCUGGACCAGUCGCUCGUUGGCCCGGCCCUGGCCGUGCACUCGGGCCAGCCGGCCGCCUCGCUGGUGUCCGCCAAUGGGGCUGCUGCCUUCUACCCUCGGUUCCCGGAGGUCUUCCGCCAGGAUGGCCCGGCUUCCUUCCUGGUCCAGCUGCCCAGUGGCCCGGCUGAUGCCAUUGUGGCCGAGCGCGUCCGUGCCCUGACCACCGUCAUCACCGCCAAGCGUCCGACCGCCAGCUCCCCGCUGACCGGAGCCGCCGCCGAGCUGACCACCGCCGCCGAGUCCCUGCCCGAGCAUUGUGGCAUGCUGACCGGCGCGGCGGCGGCCGAGACCGGGGCCGGGCUGGCCCCUCGCGGUUUCCGCACGGUUCCCGGCUCGUUGGCUGCCUUCGAUGCGCGCUUCGCCGCCACCUCGCCCCUGGUCACGGCCGGCGAGUCUGACGAGGAUGGCCCUCAGUCGGCCUCCGAGCAGUCCUCCUUCACCUGGCUGGCCGGGCUCACGGACCCCGGGCAUUAUAGCCCCCUCUUCCGGGACCACGAUGCGCGUGAUGCCCUGGAGCUGACCGCCACCCAGCGCCAGGCUCUGCAGCUGAUCAUCAGCCCCACCUCGGCCACCGAGACCCCCCAGGGGCAGGUGCUGGACCCGACGGCCGUCACGCCGACCGGUGGCCGGCCCUCGCCGGCCAUGCCCGCCUCCCUGGCCAAGCUGGUGGAGGCCUUCCCCCUGACCGGUGCCCUGUACCUGGAGAUGGAGUCCCUGCGCCAGGCCGGGGAGCUGGUCCUGCCGGAGCCCAGCCGGCGCCCGGCCUUCGAUCCGGACCUGACCUUCCUGCACACGUAUGAGGCUCUGUUGGCUUCCUUCGGCGAUUUCUCCAACAGCCGGGCGGCCCUGCUGCUGGCCGAGGAAUUCCGCCAGUCGGUCAGCGACAUGAUUGCCUAUGUGGCCGGACUUGGCCACCUGGUGGACAUCCAGCAGAAUGGCUGGGCCGGUGCCGCCGGCCCGGUCAACCGGACCCUCUUCACGGCGCAGCCGCGCCUGGGAACCCCCUUCGCUCCGUUCCUGGCCUUUGACAAUGCCUCCCCGCUGGAGAUGACUCGCUUCAACCCGGUGACCGAUGUGGCGCCUGGCGCCGCGGCCGGCACCCCGGCCUCCGGUCUGCCAUCGAGCCUGGCCCUGGGCGAGGGGUGCCCCUUCCCCGGUGCGGAGCUGAACUUCACCGCUCCUCUGUACCUGGAGAACACGGCCCUCUUCACGCACUGGCUCCGGGUGCUGGCGCACCUGGCCGCGCAUGCCAAGCCCACGGACACCUUCAGCCUGGCGGAGCUGCUGCCCGGCCUGCCGGAGAACUACCCCCUGGGCGGGGAGCUGAGCUCCUCGGACCGCCACUCCGUGGCCGACCUCUUUGCCGUCAACUUCAACCAGCUGGUGGCGGACAUCUUCGCCCAGGGGCUCGCCCCGACCGAGGAGUUCCGUGCCCUGCUGGAGGAGAGCAGCAUGCACCCGAUGGAGGUGGCCCGGCGCCUGUCUCAGGCCAAUGCCCCGACCGAUGCGGCCACCAUCAGCCCCUUCCGCGACACGGCCGGCCUGCACUCGGUGCUGGACUUCCCCCGGCUGCCGGGGUCGGUGUCGGCUUCGCUCAAGGAGUACGAGGCGGAUCCCCAUGUCCCGGCCAACCAGCUGAGCAAUGCCCGCCUGAUGCAGCAGUUCUUCUCGCUGCUGGACCGUCUGGACUACUCGACGGCCGAUGACUAUGCCGAUCCGACCUUCAACGAUACGGACCCGCUGCCGCCCCCCAUCCAGCGGGAUAUCGAUGAUGACAUGGACUCCGAUGUGUUUGGCCCGAUCAUUCCGAAGAUGCCGAAUGGCGAGCCGAUGUUCUCGGCGCCGGCUGGCACGGCGCGCCGGCUGCUCACCAGCACCGGCUACGCGCUGGAUGUCCUGACCCCGGAUUCGGAGUCCCUGCCGGUCAUCCCCCCGCCGGAUGUCAACCCCCGGAACUUCGUCGAUCGGAAGUUCCCUUCGAAGGAGGAGGAGGAGCUCAAGCGCGCCACGGCCUCCCUCUCGGCCAACCCGGCCGGGGAGCUUGACUUCGAUCACGAGGCCACUUCCGCCUUCUUCCUGUCCUCCUCGUCGUCCGGCGAGGAUUCCUUCGCGUCGGAUGGCGCCUCGCAUGGCUCGUGGGGUGUCCCGAGCGGGCGUGCCCUCAAGUCGUUCUCCACGCCGGGCGAUGCGCCCGCCGGUGCCUCGGGCAGUCGCUACACCGGGCUGGCGCUCUUCGACUCCAGCGAGUCCGAGGCCGACAGCACUUGGGACAGUGUCCACGGUUCCUCCGGCAUCAACACGCCGACGGCCUUCGAGUCGCUGAUCGGCCGGCCGGCUCCCAAGGCUUCGGGCGCCAUGCUGGCCCUGCUGGCCGGGUGCAAGCUCGAUGACGUGGAGACCCGCAUGCGCCAGCUCAAUACCAAGGCUUCGCUUUCGGGCCUGGUGCAGGAUCUGAUCCGGCAGAUGCCGGCCGGCGUUGCAGCCGAUCCGGCUGCUCGGUAUGCCUCCUUCGGCCCGCUGUCCGGUCUGGCCAGCCUGCAGGGGACCUCCCUGCGUUCGCCGCUGCUGGGCCAGGCCCCGAGCACGGCGGUCCUGAUGGCCGGGUCCUAUCGCCCGAGUGCGGUGAACUUUGUGCACGACUUCGCCCUGGCCUUUGCCCAGGACACGGCCUCCUGCUCGAUCCAGGAGUUCCCGGACUUCGUGCGCAACAAGUUCCUGCAGACCGCGGCCGAGGAUGGUGUGGAGGCCACUUCGGCCGACCUGCACCCGGGGCUCAUCAACAGCAGCGUCAUUUCCCAGGUGGUGCCCUUCCACCACCUGGCCAUGCCGAGCUCCCUGCCGGCCGGCGGGGCGUACGCCAUGUCGGCCCUGCUGGGGCUCUUCCCGCAGCACUUCGACUUUGUCAAGCGCUUCCGCGACUCGAUCGGCGACUCGCAGGCUACCCUGCCGGGGCUGGGCCCGGUGGCCCUGGGUCCCGAUGGGCCGCUCCUGGCCACCGGCUCGCUGCCGGAGCAGCUUCGCGCCGCGCUCAUGGUCAUGACCGAGCAUCCGGCCAUGGCCUCGGCCGUGGCCAUCGAUGCCGGGCUCCGGUACAGUGCUCUGCACUUUGUGGCCCACUCCGGUCUCCUGUCGGACCCGCGGGUGUCUCGGCAGAUCUCCUCGCUGGUGACCCCGCAGCAGGUGCUGAAGAUGGUCCUGCAGCGUGUCGGCGCCGGCAAUGUCCUGUCGCUGGAUGGCAUGCCGCUGACCAGCGUCGAGCAGCUGGAGGCCCUGUCGGCCCGGGUGAAUGAGGCUCCCUCCAUGGCGGCCCUGCCGGUCAGCCUGGUUGAUGCUUUGUAUGGGUUCCUGGCGGAGGACAUCCUCGAUGUGCUGGUGCAGCAUCGUCCGUUCCUGCGCGAGGAGGACCACCGGUUCCCGGGCUUUGCCUCGGCCACCGACCGGCGUCUGGCCUACUCCACGGCCGAGAUGUUCCAGCUGCACCGGUCCCUUGGCUGCCCGACCGACGAGCAGAUGUCCCUCUUCUCGACCGAUGCCGGUGUUGAGGCUGCCUCGGCCGGCGCCGCGGCCCCGAGUGUGCUGCACCUGAUGCAGUAUGCCACCCAUGCGACUGGGCUGGAUGCCGCGGCCUUCCCUGGUGGGCUGCUGGAUCCGGAGCAGCUGACCGUGGCCCUGAACACGGCGAAUGGGGUCACCAGCCCCGAUGGCGGGCUGGCUGGCUCGGGCGCCUCGGCCGAUGGCAUUGUCAAUGCCCCGGUCACCAAGGAGAUCCCGAUGCCGGAGUGGCCGGCCACCGGCAGCCCGGCCCUCGAGGCGUCGCCCUUCCUGCAGGACUUCAACCUGGCCCUGAAGACCUCGCCGCACAACUUCGCCAAUCUGCGCGCCUCGCUGAGCACCUACUCUCGGACGUCGCGCUUCGCCAAGGCCGCGCAUGAGGCCUCGUCCCUGAACAACCUGACCGCCGCGGCGGAUCUCUUCCGGUCGCACUUCCCCACCAACGAGACCGCCGCGCAGGAGGACCGCAUCCUUGAGCUUGGCUUGCGCCCGACCACCUCGGUGGAUCUGAUCAUGGCUCCCUUCGCCUCGACCAAGAUGCUGCAGCGCAGUGAGUUUGAUGAGGCCGAGUCGACGCUGUUCUUCCGCAUGGAGCGCGAGCGCCAGGGUUACGCCUGUGCCCAGACCCAGCUGGCCGUGCGCCGGCGCUUCAUCGAGGAGGUGAGCCGUCGUCCCAGCUCCUCGGACACGUCGCUCCCCCAUGCCAGCGAUCAGGCUCUCUUCUCCCCGGAGGCGGAGGCCUUCUACUCUGCGCCGGCGGUCAGCGCCCUGUCGCCGGAGGCUCGCAUGCUGAACCCCCGGGACCAGAACAUCCUGCGUGCUUUGGCCAGCCUCGGGUCGGCCCAUGCCUGGUCUGUGAGCAACCAGGAGACGGCCUCCGUGUCGGCGGACUACCUGCGCCGGAGCAGCUUCUCCACCCUGUCGGCCGAGCACGAGCACAUCCUCCAGCAGCAGGUGCCGGAGCUCAUGGACCUCCUGGAGUCCAGCAACACCGUGGAUUACAUCCGCGAGGCGGUCACCGGCGAGGUCGACAUCAACCCGCUGCCCUUCAAUGCCAUGGACAGCUCGCAUGUGCCGAUGGUCGAGAGCCCGGAUCAUGCGGUGCUCAACCGCUUCCAGUUUGCCGAGUCGACCGACGAGUCGGGCGGCGAUCUGGACUACAACCGGGUCUUCCGGACCGAGGGUUACUUCUGAGAGAGGAGACGGAAGUGGCACGCGUGAGGGGGGGGGGGGGCGGGAGCGGGAGGCCAUGCAUCUUGCCAGCCUCCCCUCGUCCCCUCCGCUCUUCCCGGCUGUGACUCCGUUUGGUUUCUCACCUCCCAGCGUGCACCUUAUUCUGGCCUCCCUUCUGGCUCUUUUUUUUCCUCCGCCCCUCUUCCCUUUCCUUCCCUUUUUAUAUUACCCCUUCUUGGAGCCUCGUUUGUGCUUCCCGAAAUAUACCACAUAGACAUCCCA